AUGUCAACAUACAAUAGCUCUGCCUUCCAGCCAGCUGUCUUCAUUCUGACAGGUCUGAGAGAACUCGUAGGGGCUCGCCUAUGGUUGGGUCCACUCCUGAGUCUAAUGUAUGUCAUCACUUUUAUUGGCAAUUGCACAUUAUUAUAUCUGGUGAAAAUUGAGCACAGCCUCCAGGAGCCACAGUACUUAUUUCUAUCCAUGUUGGCUGGGGCUGAUAUUGGUCUAUCUAUCUCAACAUUAUAUUCUGUAUUUUUGGUCUAUAUUCUUGGCAUUAAUGAAAUUACAUUUGAUGGUUGCCUCACUCAGCUCUUCUUUAUCCACACUUUCUCCUCUAUGGGUUCAGGAAUCCUCUUGGCUAUGGCUUUUGACCGCUUUGUGGCCAUCAGUCACCCACUGCAUUAUACCACCAUCCUCACCCACACACGCAUUGCCAAAAUGGGACUGGCAACUUUCCUGAGGGGUGUUGCUCUCAUGACUCCACUGCCUAUUCUUCUCAAGAGGCUUCCUUUUUGCAAGGGUCAGACACUAGCCUACUCUUACUGCCUUCACCCAAAUGUAAUGAAGCUAGCUUGUGGUCGUGUCAAGAUCAACAUCUUCUAUGGUCUGGUGCUUGUUCUUUGCUCCUUUGGACUGGACUCUGUGCUCAUUGGUCUUUCCUAUGUUCUUAUCCUAAGAGCUGUUUUAGGUAUUGCCUCUAGAGAGGGAAGAUUCAAGGCACUCAACACCUGCAUUUCUCACAUUUUCAUUGUUCUCAUGUAUUAUAUGCCACAUCUUUCAAUUACAUUAAUGCACCGUAUUCCCCACCAAAGCUCACCACUGACCCAUGCUGUCUUGGGAAAUCUUUAUCUCUUCAUGCCUCCACUGGUUAAUCCCAUAGUGUAUAGCCUUAAAACCAAACAAAUUCGUGCUGCCCUCCAAAAGACAUUCAAGGCAUGGAGGAAAUGA
This is a messenger RNA of Antechinus flavipes (yellow-footed antechinus), 945 nucleotides long. RefSeq names its product olfactory receptor 51G2-like. The transcript has a single exon. Gene Ontology annotation, cellular component: membrane. NCBI's taxonomy places the organism in Eukaryota, Metazoa, Chordata, Mammalia, Dasyuromorphia, Dasyuridae. Gene Ontology annotation, molecular function: G protein-coupled receptor activity; olfactory receptor activity. Gene Ontology annotation, biological process: G protein-coupled receptor signaling pathway. The record is from RefSeq and is a predicted model, not a curated record. The coding region runs from base 1 to 945 and encodes 314 amino acids.